This is a messenger RNA of Caenorhabditis angaria, 551 nucleotides long. The record is from the annotation of a GenBank genome assembly. Lineage: Eukaryota; Metazoa; Nematoda; Chromadorea; Rhabditida; Rhabditidae.
AUGCUUCAGAAAUAUUUGAUAAGCUUUUUCCUAAUCGUAGCGAUUGUCUUCGCUCAUCGUGGAGGACCACCAUUCCUAAAAGGAGCAAGCAGAGAAGCUGUCAAGGAAUUCUUCAAGAUUCAGAAUAACAAAACUGCUAAGAUCUCUGAAAUCGAGAGUCAAACUUCUGCAUGGGCAGAGAAAUAUAAUGUUACUGUGAGUCUUGGAAAACCAGUGCCAGAAGAUUAUUUCAGAGUUCGGUUGGAAAUCUAUAACUCAUAGAAAAGUUAUUUUAGGCAACCUACAAAGCUGCUGAAGCCAAAAGAGUUGAAUUCGAAACUGGAGCCCGUAAAAAUGUGACAACUGUCAUCGCAAAUCUUCCAACAGUCAAAACCCAACUCGAAGCAAUUUUCGACAACAAAGAUCAAACAUUCGCUCAACAAAGACAAGCAGUUGAUGCACUUCGAACAAAAUAUCCAAAAGAAGUUGUGACACUUUUCCACCUUUCUGGACCUCCCCCACCACCACCAAGAGGUGGAAGAGGUGGAAGAAGAGGAGGGCGAAGACAUUAA